Molecule: messenger RNA, 5036 nt
Organism: Ictalurus furcatus (blue catfish)
Lineage: Eukaryota; Metazoa; Chordata; Actinopteri; Siluriformes; Ictaluridae
Gene: itchb
Product: itchy E3 ubiquitin protein ligase b
Exons: 24
Coding region: 1852-4425 (857 amino acids)
Biological process (GO): ubiquitin-dependent protein catabolic process; protein K63-linked ubiquitination; protein K29-linked ubiquitination
Molecular function (GO): protein binding; ubiquitin protein ligase activity
Source: RefSeq, a predicted model, not a curated record
AGUUUACGCUUCCAUAAAUGCUAAACGAAUGUCCCGGUACAGAAAACGUCACCAUGGCAAUCAGUACACACUUUAUAAAUAAAUAAAACGUAUAAAAACACUUUAUGAUGUGUUAUGUGUGAUGAAAAGCCAACUUUGUGGCGGUUAUCUCACCGAAACCUACAAUUUGCAAGAUUGGAAACGUUCACAGAACAAGUGUGAAACAGUUUAGAUAGUGUCCUGAUUAAAAGUCAGUUUUCACUCAAAAAGACGUCGCAUAACGGUGUUGGUGUUACGGAAGUAUUUACAACAGAAAGUUAAUUUCAUGCAUCGCUUUCUUCGUAACCGACACGCAGGCCUGCAAGUUAGCACGUUAGUUAAUUAGCUAGCUAUAUAUUUAUAUGUUAGGAACAUAUAUACACAUAAAAUCAGACCUUGUACACAAGCAAUGUCACCUCAGCUUCAUCUCAGCUAGUGAGAUUAUUAAAACCUCCAUGGGAAUGAUUUCUCAAUCAACGUAGAGUUAUUGCUGACGUCGAUGUGACGAAUUUAUUUUGUUGUUGAUCAUUAAAACGCUCGGAAGUUCUCCAGCGCAGAAACGAGGAUGUUCUUUAUACUUCAUGGUUCAGGAUUAUCUGCAGCGUUUACGUAUGAAAGUCUGGGAUAGAUCACGCGGUGUGAUUUAUUUCUAUGCUAGAGCAAGUUCUGAUCAUCGAGCACACUGUAAUUUCAUAUUAAUGACGUUUAACUUUGUUUCCUUCAAACUAGGUAUGAAGAAGACGAUAUCACAUGUACGGUCGGUCAGCUCCAGAAUUAUUGACACGCUUGGUACAGAUGGUCAAAAACAAAACAUGUAAAAAAAAAAAAAAAAGCAUAAUGUGAACGUGCGUCAUUACAGUUUACGUACAGCUUUGUUGGCAUAGGGAUUUCUAAAGGGUGCCAAUAUUUCUGACACGAGGUGUUUUUAUUUAUCUUAAAAUUUUAAUUAAAAGUUAGAUUUCUCUCGUGUUUUUCACAGUCUGCGAUUUAAACUGAUAUUAAAAGACUUCUUUUUUUUUUUUUUUUUUUUUCUUGCCCAGUCCAUUUUUACUGAGGGUGCCAAUAAUUCUGGAUCUGACUGUAAAUAUUAGCAGCGUCUCUUCUUUGCCCAGCUAAAGGUUAUCCGAAAAUUAACUAAAAUAAAGUUGUUGUUUUUAAAAAUAAUAAUAAUAAAUAAACAGACACAACUUAAUUUCCAAUUAGAUUUUUCCAUGUUUGUGUUAUUUUUCAUUCAAAAUGAAUAAUUAUAUAAACAAACAAACCGCUACUAAAUUAACACAUCAUUCUUUAUUUCCAAGAAAAACAAAUAAAACAUUAAAUUAAUAAAUAAAAUUAAAAAAUCUAAAUAGAUAUAUAUUUUCCAAAUUGUGUGUGUGUACACACCAUAUACACGCUUUAUUUUUGCGCACUUUAUUUGCAUAUGCUUUUAUAAAAAAAAUUCCACAGGGUUACUUGUGACAAAGUGCAGCCAUGUGAACAUCAAUAAAUUAUUAACCCUGAGCCUGAAAGUUUAUACAACCUCUGUGUGUGUGUGAGAGAGAGAGAGAGAGAAGAGAGAGAUGCAUUGUUAGUAAGGUAAUGUUAAUGACGGAGUGAGUGUGUUGUAUGUCGCAGUAAUCAGCUCUGUGUAGGAGUCGGACCGUGAAACAGGAAAGUUUAGAUCGGAUUUGAGUCUGACAGGAGCGCUGAAUAAACUGGAGUAAUGAGUGAGGAAUAAAGAGUAAUGAGUAAUGUAAUGUGACUGUAGUGUAGCUCUCAGCUCGUCCUAGCAGAGCCUGAGGUGGGACGAGCGAUGGUCCGUGUCGUUUGCAGGUCGCAGGCCCAGCGUUGUUCAUGGCCACCAGCGUUCCCAAACCAGGCCCUGAAAAUGGCCAGCCCAUGAAGGCUCAACUGCAGAUCACUGUGAUGUCUGCCAAGCUGAAGGAGAGCAAGAAGAACUGGUUCGUUCCCAGCCUGUAUGUGGAGGUGACUGUAGACGGCCAGUCCAAGAAGACGGAGAAGUGCAGCAACACCCACAGCCCCAAGUGGAAGAACCCUCUCAUUGUGAUCGUGUCGCCCUUCAGCAAGCUGAACUUCCGCGUGUGGAGCCAGAAGGCGCUGAAGUCUGACCUACUCUUGGGCACGGCCACGCUCGACAUCAGCGAGGCGCUCAAGAGCAACGACAUGAAGCUGUGUGAAGUGACGCAGACGCUGACACUGUGCGCAGACAAGGAGCAGACGGACGUUGUUGGAGAUCUGUUUGUUCAUCUGGACGGCAUGCAGGUCGACCCGGAAGCGUUCGCCUCCGCUGAGGCUAAUAAUAACACCAUGUCAAACGGAGAGUCACAGCAGAGUGAGGACGUCAGCACGAGGAGGAGCAGGGAGGGUUCUCCGAACAUAGCAGGCGUUCCUAAUGGACGUGCCGUCAACGGAACCGGCUCUCCCUCCAUCUCAAAUCGAGGGUCACGACCCCAGCGGCCACCCAGACCCUCUCGACCACCACCACCAACCCCACACCGACCGCUGUCCUCUCCGGCAUGCCCCUCUAAUGCUUCAGUCACAGACGGCAGCAGCUCGACUCAGCCAGAGACGCCAGUGCGGAUCCCUGGCCCCACCCCUGGUCCUGCCCCUGGCCCCACCCCUGGCAUCUCUAUUGCACCUCUGCCCAACCAGAUGCCCAUCACCAACACCGGGCCUCUGCCACCAGGGUGGGAGCAGCGGCAGGAUCAGAGCGGACGUGUGUACUUUGUGGACCAUGUGGAGAAGAGGACGUCGUGGGAGAGACCUGAGCCUCUGCCUCCUGGUUGGGAGCGGCGCCUGGACCAGUCGGGACGUGUGUAUUUUGUGGACCACGUGAGCCGGACAACGACGUGGCAGCGUCCCACUGUGGAGACGGUGCGCAACUACGAACAGUGGCAGCACCAGAGGAGCCAGUUACAGGGGGCCAUGCAACAGUUCAACCAGCGCUUCAUCUGCGGCGUGCAGGAUCAGGCUGCAGCCCCUCAGAAUAAAGAGUAUGACCCACUCGGUCCACUGCCUCCCGGAUGGGAGAAGAAAAAGGACGCUAACGACCGAGUGUAUUAUGUGCACCACCCGACUCGCUCCACGCAGUGGGAGGAUCCACGCUCUCAAGGGCUGCUGAACGAGAAGCCGCUACCCGAGGGCUGGGAGAUGAGGUUCACUGUGGAAGGGAUUCCGUACUAUGUGGAUCACAAAAGGAAAACCACCACCUACAUCGACCCGCGGACGGGAAAAUCAUCAUUUGAAAAUGGCCCUCAGAUCACCUACGUGCGUGACUUCAAAGCCAAAGUUCAGUACUUCAAAUUCUGGUGUCAGCAAUUAGCGCUACCACAGCACACCAAGAUCGCAGUGAGCCGCAAAUCACUUUUCGAAGACUCCUUCCAGCAGAUAAUGAGCAUCAGUCCCCAAGACCUUCGCCGAAGACUGUGGAUCAUCUUCCCCGGGGAGGAAGGACUCGACUACGGUGGUGUCGCAAGGGAGUGGUUCUUCUUGGUGUCCCACGAGGUGCUGAACCCCAUGUACUGUCUGUUCGAAUACGCUGGCAAGGAUAACUACUGCCUGCAGAUCAACCCGGCUUCAUCCAUCAACCCAGACCACCUCAAAUACUUCCGAUUCAUCGGACGCUUCAUCGCAAUGGCUUUGUUCCACGGGAAGUUCAUCGAUACAGGCUUCUCGCUGCCAUUCUAUAAACGUAUUCUUAACAAGCCUCUGACUCUGUCAGACCUUGAGUCCAUCGACCCCGAAUUCUAUAAUUCACUCAUCUGGAUCAGAGACAACAAUAUUGAGGAGUGUUGUCUGGAGAUGUUCUUCUCAGUGGAUAAGGAGAUCCUCGGGGAAGUCACGACGCACGAGCUGAAACCAGACGGAGGCAACAUUCAGGUCACAGAGGAGAACAAGGAGGAGUACAUCGGGAUGGUAGCAGAGUGGAGGUUGUCCCGAGGUGUAGAAGAACAGACGCAAGCUUUCUUCGAGGGCUUUAACGAGGUCCUGCCUCAGCAAUACCUGCAAUAUUUUGAUGCCAAAGAACUCGAAGUGUUGUUGUGCGGGAUGCAGGAAAUCGAUCUGGCAGACUGGCAGAGACACACCAUCUACAAACACUACACACGCACCAGCAAGCAGAUCGUGUGGUUCUGGCAGUUGGUUAAGGAGAUGGAUAACGAGAAGCGAAUGCGUUUGCUGCAGUUCGUCACCGGCACCUGCCGUUUACCCCUGGGCGGGUUUAAUGACCUCAUGGGGAGUAACGGCCCACAGAAGUUCUGCGUUGAGAAAACGGGGAAGGAGAAUUGGCUGCCCCGGAGUCACACGUGCUUUAACCGCCUAGACCUUCCUCCGUAUAAAAGCUACGAGCAGCUAAAGGAGAAACUGCUGUUCGCCAUAGAGGAGACCGAGGGCUUUGGGCAGGAGUGACACACACAGACGAUAUAAUACCAUGAUGCAGCACAGAAACAAAUUCUUCUCGUUAGAUCUGGAGAAAUCUGGAACGAUGAGCUUUUUCUAUUUCAUGUCCGUGGUUCUCAUUUCCUUCUUAACAUGGGAUUAAAUCUAUUUUUACUGUUGGUCAAAGAAAGAAAAGAUCACCACAUGACCAACUAUAAACUCUCUUAAUUUGUUAAGAGCUGAAAUUAUUCACCUGACUACCGGGAGUUGUUUGGGCAUGAACAUAUUUGACAGGAUCAGGAUUGUGGGCAUUUAGUUGUAAUAAAAGUUUAGAACUUUUUACAAUUUAAACAAAAUAAAAUAUGGUGGUUAUAUUGCUAUAUUAUUUAUAUAUAACUGCAGUCUUUUGGCGACAUCAACCGGGAUCAGUCGCACGACCCAACAGAUGGUUUAGAGACUGGCUGGAAAAUGAUUGUGUUGCUUUGUGCAGCUCUACUUAUAAAAUUACUUAUCACUAAUCCAGAUUAUAAUUCUGUUAUGAAGUAACCGAGUGCUUUCAGAAUGAUCUGCGCAUUUCUCUCCUGAAGAGAGAAAGCAAGACAGAGUCUCGUUCUAAAGUCAUGCUAGAGAAACACAAAUGU